UCUAUUUUUUCAACAUAGUCGAUAAAACAUUCGACACAAUUAUACGUGACGGUUUUUGCUUUUUCCUUUUCCGAACUCCGAAUUUAUUCGGUGUCGAACUGUCGAGUAGAGAUUAUUGGAGAUCAUCCAUCGCCGUUCAGAUUCUGAUUGCCUGCCUCCCUCCCUUUACAGAAAUUUUAAGCGAAAGAUAUGGCGUGCUUGCAUGAUCACAGCUGCGAAGAUCACGAUUGUUCAUCCGAUUGGUCUCUCUACAAACACAUAGACAUCCCCAAGGUAUCUGCACUGAAUGAGGCUGUUCCCGGAAGUGUUAAAUCAGUUUUCAAAGCUUGGGAGCAGCGCCUGAAUUCUUCAGAGGGUUUCUUGGAAAGCAAUGAGGGAGAUCCUGAAUUAAUCGUAUUUAUCCCAUUUACAUCAGAUGUUAAGAUAAAGAGCAUUUCAAUUGUUGGUGGUGCUGAUGGAACAAGUCCUUCAAAGAUGAGGGCGUUUAUCAAUCGAGAAGGAAUCGACUUCUCAGAUGCUCAGAGUAUGCAAGCUAUUCAGGAGUGGGAUUUGGCAGAAAAUUUACAAGGAGUCUUGGAAUACCAGACAAGAUAUUCUAGGUUUCAAGGUAUUGGAAAUUUGACCCUGCAUUUUCCUGAUAAUCAUGGUGGGGAUACAUCUAGAAUACAAUACAUUGGGCUAAAAGGUGAAGCCACUCAGUUGAAGAGAGAUGUUGUUGCAACUAUUGUUUAUGAGCUUAUGCCAAAUCCUUCUGAUCACAAGACAAAAUCUGAAACCGGAGGAGGCAUGUCACAUGUUGAGUGAGUUAGUUUGCACUCACUAUAUAAAAUUGUUAGUAGACUCCCUCUUUUACUUUUAUAAAUUACAAAUGUACCCUUUCUGUUUCACUCAACCAAACCUUGCUAUGUACUACUAGACUUAAACAAUGUGUCAAGUUUGCUUUGUUUGUAUACUAUGCUGAAUCAGACUCAUUUUAACAGAACUAUAUAAUCUGAUAGAAAUCAAGCAUAUUACAUAUUACAGGAAGUUGUUUACAUCGUAAGAAAAAGAAAAAAAUAAACACACACAAAAGAAUUCAUUCUCCUAACCUACUGGCCCUUGCUAGCAGUAUUGUUAAAUGAGCCUUUAAAAAAAUCAGCUCUUCAUGAAAUUUGCGGGCCAUACCCAAGGUCAAACAUUAUAUAGGUUUUAUUCCACUUAUGAUAGAUAAAUAUGUUAACCAUAAGUAACUCGCCUUUUUUUUUUUUUUUUAAAAAAGUUUUCCUAAUAAGAAUCCCAGAGAGGAUAAUCCGGUAUCUCUCCCCACUCACCCAUUUGAUCAAAGUUAGCAGCAGCAUUACAAAAAUACAAUUUUUGUUCCGCAAUAAAAACAUCACUCAAUUCCAUCCAAAUUUUCGGGGAAUCAAGCGGCGAAUCAUUUAUCGCCUGAAUUUGACUAGGCGAAAGUCCGAUAUUGACUGGGACCAUAUGACUUGACCCAGACCCAGACCCACUCUGGUCAUGACCAUAUUCUGGCAUGAGCAGGGGUCUGAACCGCGUGGCGGCCUCUUGGGCCGCCAUGCGUAUACAUUCUGCAGUUGAGCAGACCGGUCUCGGGAGUUCAUUUGCUCUUUCCGGAAAAUUAAGUUUGGAGACAUCACCGCCACGGAGGUAAAAUGCCGCCGCGUCAUAGGCGGCUGCCGCCAUCUCCGGCGUCUCAAAACUCCCUAACCAGAUCCGCGAAUCCUUCCCGGGCUCACGUAUUUCGGACACCCAUUUUCCCCACUUCCUUUUUCUGACACCCCGGUAGACCGAAGAAGUACCACCCUUGUGCAUGGUUUCUUUCAUGUUUUUAAGGCAAUAUUUUCAAUUGUCAAUUUGCAAUCGCAGAUAUGUAUUUAAC
Messenger RNA from Lactuca virosa, 1882 nucleotides. NCBI's taxonomy places the organism in Eukaryota, Viridiplantae, Streptophyta, Magnoliopsida, Asterales, Asteraceae. The record is from the annotation of a GenBank genome assembly.